This is a messenger RNA of Exserohilum turcica Et28A, 3274 nucleotides long. RefSeq lists its product as uncharacterized. The coding region runs from base 41 to 3274 and encodes 1077 amino acids. Gene Ontology annotation, biological process: mRNA export from nucleus; positive regulation of DNA-templated transcription; protein import into nucleus. Gene Ontology annotation, molecular function: structural constituent of nuclear pore. The record is from RefSeq and is a predicted model, not a curated record. NCBI's taxonomy places the organism in Eukaryota, Fungi, Ascomycota, Dothideomycetes, Pleosporales, Pleosporaceae. Gene Ontology annotation, cellular component: nuclear pore outer ring. The transcript is spliced from 2 exons.
CGAGCACACCAGCACCCGCCCGCCAGCACCAGAGCCCGCAAUGUUUCGCGUCCCAUCGCCGACAUCACCACCCUCCACGCCCGGUCGCUACUACUACGCCCACGCCCAGCAGCCCCCCUCGUCGACCCCCGCAGGCCCUCCGCCCGACCGCGCCAGGCUCCCUUCGUCAACGCCCGCUGGUCCGCCGCCAGGCAUGAGCAACGGCCUGUUUGGCUCGGUGCGGCCCGCCUUCGACCCCAAACCCGAAAGCUUUGGCGCCACCUCGCUGUUUGGAAGCUCGCCGCCCAAGCAUGACCUGCUCGAGGGCGUCGGCUCUGGCUCCAUAGGCACCUCCGCUUUUGGCCGACCCCAGGCCCAGCGAGGGCGUGCGACCAGCUCAGGCCAGUUUCGCGCCAUCAAUUCAACGCGCAAUCAAGCGCCCGGCCGGGACGCUGAAGGCGACACCGACGACGAUGACUACACCGACGACGAGGACCAGUACGAGGACGACAUAGACGACGAGGACGAGGGCGACGAGGACGAGGAAGAACCCUUCUCCCCACAGCGCCGCAACAAGACACAGAGCAGGUUCACGCAGUCGGUAGCCUCGAGGACAAGCGCAACCGACAUGGAGUCGGGCCCUGCCUUGGUGCGCUCUGGCGCAAAGCAGACGCAAUUCGACCUUCUGGCCCUUGCCAAGGGCCUCACAUCAGACACCGGCUCAUCGAGUCUUCGCGAACCCGAUCAUGUCAUCCUGGACACGGAGCGCUUGGUCGAGAAGGUGUACGAAUCGCUGCAAUCAGACUCGCCAGAAAAGAGGGCCGAAGUAAUCGGUACAGUCGCCCACGAGCUGAUUGCAGCAUGGCGCGCCGCGUCCAAGUCGGGCCCGCGCGCUAGUGUAUCCUCAAACCGAGCCGAAGGCGCACUCGAGCUAUCGCAGAGCACUCAACUGGCAGCGCUUCUGCUAACGCUGCACCACCCUCCCCAAGUCGUUCUGAACCAGCGAGCCUCCGCCCUGGCACUGGUAUCAACGCGACCCGAGUCGAAACAGUACACCCCAGUUCCCAAGGCUUUACUCGACUGGCUGAAUGCCACAUUCGACGGCGGCUCCGAGGUGACAGAGGUAUUGAAGCAAAAAGGCGGAUACUCUAGGCAUCCUUCUUUCUGGGAGGUCGUGCAUGUUACCAUUGCCAGAGGCAACUUUUCACAGACUCUACAGCUGCUACAGGGCGCCCAGCUUGAAAAUGCAGAGACAGCCGAGCAUGACGGACUGGGACGUGCGGGAUACAGUGGAACCCAUCUCCAGUACGCAAACCACGCGCUCCGUCAAGCACUUGACCUGCUGCGUGAGUGCCCGGCUAUUGCCUCGGAAGACUGGGACAUCAAAGGACAUGACUGGACAAUCUUCCGCCAGCGUGUCCAACAAACAUGUGCUAACCUGGAAGAGUUUGCCGAAGGCGAGAGUGUGAGCCGUCACUCGAUAUCCCAACCUUUCCAGGCGGCACACUUUGGCAUUUCACAAACUCAGGCAAGCUUCCAACUCAGUGUCGCAAGCCGCAAGGCAGAGAGCAAAGUACCGUGGUCGGUCUACGAGAACCUGCAACGGAUGUACCAGCUUCUGUUAGGCAACGAAGAGGAGAUUCUUACCUUGUCAGCGGAUUGGAUCGAAGCGACAAUAGGCCUGACUGUCUGGUGGAAUGGAGAAGACGAGGACCUUGCACAGGGCAGUCUGGCAGCCAGCCGGCGUUCCUUGAUGCGGUCGCAACGGGUCCGUCCCGUCGACGUGACACCAGUCAAAGCAUACACUCAACGGCUUUCUGCUGCGCUCGCGGCGGUAAUACAAAACAGCGACGAGGAUUUCAGCAUCAAUGCCGUGGACCGCUUCGAGGUGGGUCUAGCGUGCGUACUGGACGAUAACGCUGAAGGCGCACUUCAAAUUCUCCAGGGCUGGUCGCUCAUGAUCGCCUCUGCAGUUGCCGAGAUUGCCAGUGCUGGGGAAUGGUUCAAGGGUGCAAAGGGGCUGUUGGAUCAAUUUGACCAAGACGACCUCAUGGUCUUGAGCUAUAGCGAACAGCAGCAGCCCAAGGGUGUGACCAAGGACGAUUUGCUUGUUGCUUAUUCGGACCUGUUGGCAUCCAGGGCACAAAUCACCGGCAAAGAAGAUCAGGAGUCGAAAGAGGGUUGGGAAAUGGCUGUACAGGUCCUGGGAAGGCUUGAUGAUACUAUCGGCGCAAACGAGCGCAUCGAGCGGAUACUCAAUGACCUGCCUCUGGAGUCGUCAGCUCGCGUCGACAAGAUCACCCAGCUGUGUCAUAACUUGGGUCUUUCACAACAUGCAGUCACUAUUGCUCAGAAAUACGCCGAUCAUCUCCGCACAAACACUGAGAGCUACGGCGACACUCUGCUUUACUACGCUCGCGCUCACGAUGCGGCAAGGAUCCAGGAAGUGCUUCGCGUACUCGUUGCCCAUUGCCUCGUGAAAUCAAUGGCCUACCCUCCCUUGGACGAACUGGACGAAUCUCUCAGCUUGCUAAUCACCUCGCCCAAGCAAGCCCUGACCAAGCUUGCCAACACAGACUCUGAGGCUGCGUCGCUACUCUCCAACCAUCUCAGUGGUUACGCGACGAUACGCAAGUACUAUGACCUUCGAGAUGAAGAGGUACACCUGAAGAGCGGACAAAAGGCAGCCCAUCGACCCAUGGCCCGGAAACGGGCUGCUGCCAAUGCACUCACGGUCAUCAUCGCGAGUGCAGCCUCUAGCAUCCGGGGCGGACUGUAUGAUCCCGAAACAGAAACCGUGGUUCCCGUUGAUGUCUUGCUACCGCUCCUAGGCGAGGCACUCAUCUUUGUAAACCAGCCAAAACGCACUCUCACCCUUCGCCAUCUCUACGAUCUCCUCGCCGCUAUCGAGGACCUAGACACGGCCCCGAGCAUGAUCCGCGCGCAAUGCGAGGAAGUGCUCAACACGACUUUACUCUCUGCGCACGAGCCCAACUCGUCACAGCAAAUACCCAACCUACACAAUCUACUUAGCAAAUCCACGUCAAACCUCACCACGGCCUCGAGCCAGUACUCGAUGAUUGGCUCGGCAGACUUUGGCUCGGCAGACGGCCACAACGUCGACGACUCGACCAUCUUGGUCAAGGGAGGCCAUGUAGACGACAGCAAGCGCGGCUGGGACUGGCGAAAAGGCUUCCCCAAGGGCGCAAAGACCGACGAUAUCAUUGCCGUGCUGAGAAUCGGUGUAGCACGCGAGAUUGGAAGAGCAUUUGCCGAGGGCGAGGUUGUUGCAUGA